Molecule: messenger RNA, 2739 nt
Organism: Gavialis gangeticus (Gharial)
Lineage: Eukaryota; Metazoa; Chordata; Crocodylia; Gavialidae
Gene: LBHD2
Product: protein LBH
Exons: 4
Coding region: 119-481 (120 amino acids)
Source: RefSeq, a predicted model, not a curated record
CUUUAACCUUGUCUCUUUCAGAUCCAUUUAGGAUUUGAAACAGUUUGUUCAACUCCAUUAUCAAAGUGAACAUUUGCAACAAGGACAACUUUUGGCAAAAUAUCCAUGUGAUUAAAGCAUGACAGAGGUGAUGAACACACGGGAACCUGUUAUGGAAGAAUUUACAUUAAGCCAGUCCCCUGAGGAAGAAGGAGGCCCUUCUACCCAGGCUUUUCCAGACUCACGUGAGAAGUAUCCCAAGUUGUCAAAAAGACUGCCAUCCAUUGUGGUGGAACCAACUGAGUCAGGGGAAGUUGAAAGUGGGGAGCUACGCUGGCCACCUGAUGACCUGAAACCAGGGGAAGAUAAGAAUCCCCUUGCUGACCAAAGAGUCCGUGUUCAACAGCAGCAAAUGGGGCUGGAAGAUACUUUAGCACAUCCAGCUCAAGAAGCGGAAGACAAUACAGAUACCAUUGAAAACAGAACGGAAGAGGAUGACUAGGAACCGCCAGGUCUCAGAAGUGAAACUUCAUUGUGAGCAUUGUUGAAAAGCUAACACAUUCUGAAGACAUGUCAAAAUAAUCUGUAUUUAAAUCUGCAAAGGUUUUUAUUUAGUUAAUACAUGGUCAGAAAUGUAUGGGCUUUAGAACUGUUUAUAUUUCAACAUUUAAAUUUUUUCAGGCUGGGAUUCAUAUUAUUUGCUUAAUUUUCCUGAAGAACCAAUGGGAUGCAUUAAAAAAAACCACAUUUCAGUUACAAUGUGAUCACAAAGUGAAAAUGCUCUCAAUUUCAAUUAGCAUAUUUUAGUGGAUUCACAUUUUAAAGCAAGGCUGCUUUCAGGUACCAACAGCAGCACAAGGGGGUUAUCAUUCUACAGAAGGAACUUGUUAAAUCUAAAAAUCUUUCUUGUUUUUAGCCAUUUAUAACUAGCACUGUGAUAUUAUGGACAAUAGCUGUAAUAUAAUGUCACCAUUUGACUUUGUAACUUUUUGUAUAGAGACACAAGUGUAACAUUUGCAUAAAUAGUGACAUAGAAAUUCAAGAUUACCUUUGUAGGUACAGAUUAGAGCAGUACUCACCCUUUGACCAAUCUGUGCAAAUUGAAGUGAACCAGCCUCUUAUUAACUGCAUUUUAAACAAGAAGUCAGAAGUUUUAGAAAUGCUUUAUUGAUGUGCAUUGAUGAACUGGAAUACUUAGUCACUGGUGUUUGUAGAGUGAGACUGUUUGUUGUAGAUUUGAUUGGGUGGAUUGUGUUGUUUGUACACACAAUUCAGGGCCUGAUUCAGCCCUGGUGUGAUGGAUUACCAUCUCCAUUGAAGCCACUAGAAACAGCCCCUGCUUCCACCAGGGCUGAAUUUGUUCCACAGUUUUCAUAAGAACUGUUGUGACUAUUAUUUUAUUAUGUCUGGUGUAUAAAAUAAGGCCCAAACUGUCCCCAGUGACCUCACUGCAAUAACAUGAGGCAGCCCCUCCUCUGCAUCCCACACAGACCUUCCUCCACAGCUCAAGGUCUGCUCUGGGGGAAGAGGGAAAAAUGGGGCAGUGUGUGGGAGGAAUGGGCAGGGUAGGGCUCAGGGAGAUGUAUUUCAUCCUCACGCCUGCCAUAUUAACACUAACUAUUAAAGAACAUAUGGCCUGGGGCUCUUAUCUCUUCUGUUGAGGCCCUGGGAGCAGGUACAGCCAGAGAGAUGUGGAUUAUGCACCUUAGAGGCCAGAGCUGGUACUGAGAACAAGAGCACCAUGGAUGACCCUAAGCUUGCCUGGAUUCUCUGUGUCUGCCGUGGUCCUUGUAGCCUUUUCCUCUGGUGGGAAAGCCCCACUCUGGGCCCUAGCCCCUGGCAGGUGAUGUUUUGGGCCGGACUGACUUCCCAUUUGCCAGAAUGUAAUGGAAUGCUGUCUGGAUUCCACCAAUCAGUAACCAUCACGGUACAGGGCGGGAGCAUCCACGGUGCAUUCCUUCUCAGGACUGGACAGGUUCUGCGCUUCUAAUCAGUGUCUCAGCUGGAACGAGCAGCUUGCUGGAAAUGGAUGGGAAUAACACCGUUCCUUCCAACAGUCACUCUAAAUUUACUUCCAGGUGCACUCUCCGUCCAGUAAUAAUUUUCCCUGAAAGAAGCUUUUCAAUGUGCAAUGAUCACUAAUAGCUACUGGCCAGAUGUAUUAAUAAGAUAAUUUUAUACAUUCUUAGCUACUAAAUUUAAUAUAUUUACUUACAAAGAAUUCUGUGCAAUGAAUGUUUAUUAAUACAUAGGAAAGAGACUAUUUUACUUCAAAGCAAGAUUAAUUUAUCUAUAAAGAUAUAGUUCAUUAUUUGGGGUGCUUGGGAUCAAUGACCCUUUUAUAAGCAGUUUAGUAUACUAUGAUGCGAUAUUUAGGUUCAGCUUUGCUCUCUGAAUCUUCAUAACAAUUUGUUUUGCCUGCCUGCCUUUGACUUCUUUGCUUAUUUCUGUCCAAUUAAUAUUCUUGUUUGAAUGAAAUCCUGGUUGAAAACUGUCCAAAAUUUGUGGGAGUAACUGCAAGUUUCAAGAGUUUCUUACAGUUCUUUCUGGUGCCUGGCUCCUGGUCUUUGUCAUCCCCUUUUGUGUGGUGGCAGAACUGUUUUUCACAAAAUUGGAAAGGCAAGAACAAACUCAAGACUCCUGCUUGAGUAACACCUUAUGUACUUAGGGACCGGCCAGCCAGCCAGGCAUUGGGACAAUGAAAACAGCACUAAGGGGAGCACAGCACUGGGCAUGGUGUAUAUCAUUUUCACCAGUACA